AUGGAGGAUGAGGGCCAGCGGUUAAUGCAGGAGAAGCCGGAGAUGAGCGCGCUGGUGAAGAAGAAGAUGGAGGAGAUCCGUGAGUGCUGGCAGGAUCUGGAGAGCACCACCCAAGCCAAAGCCCGGCAGCUGUUCGAGGCCAACCGGGCCGACCUGCUGGUGCAGAGCUACUCCAACCUGGACCAGCGACUCGAGCAGCUUGAAGGACAGCUGGCAUAUGUGGACUACGGCCAGGACCUGACCACUGUCAACAAGCAGCUGAAGAAACUACAGACGAUGGAGUGUCAGAUGGAGGAGUGGUAUAAAGAGGUUGGAGAGCUGCAGGCCCAUGCGGCCUCCAUCCCUCAGCAGGGGCAGGUGGAAAAGGUCUCCGAGAAACAAGCCGGUGUGGAAACGCGAAUUGUACGACUGAUUGAGCCUCUGAAAGAGAGACGUCGUAUCCUGCUGGCCUCUAAAGAAGUGCACCAAGUGGGCCGUGACCUUGAGGAUGAAAUUCUGUGGAUACAAGAGCAUCUUCCAGUGGCCACUUCUCAGGAAUAUGGGACAAGUUUGCAAGCUGUACAGCAACUCAUGAAGAAGAAUCAAAGUCUGCAGAGGGAGCUUCAAGGUCAUCGUGGACGUGUGGAGGAUGUUCUGGAGAGAGCAGGUGUGAUCGCGUCCAUCCGCAGUCCAGAAGCAGACAGCAUCAGGGCUGGCAUGGAGCAGCUCCAUCAGCUGUGGGAGGCACUGUGGACCGAGACCGAGCACCGGCAGCUCCGGCUGGAUGUCAUGUACCAGGCGCAGCAGUACUACUUUGAUGCGGGAGAGGUGGAGGCCUGGCUCAGCGAGCAGGAACUGCACAUGAUGAAUGAGGAGACGGGAAAGGAUGAGGCCAGUACUCUGCAGUUGCUGAAGAAACAGCUGGCACUACAGCAGACCAUAGAGGACUAUGCCGAGACCAUCGGAAUGCUUUCACAGCAGUGCAGACAGCUGCUGGAGCUCGGACAUCCAGACUGUGAGCAGAUCAGUAAGCAUCAGUCUCAGAUCGACAGGCUGUACGUGUCUCUGAAGGACCUGGCGGAAGAGAGGAAGUCCCGUCUGGAGCAGCAGUACUGGCUCUAUCAGCUCAACAGGGAGGUGGAUGAACUUGAGCAGUGGAUAGCAGAGAGGGAGGUCAUCGCCAGCUCCACUGAGCUCGGACAGGACUUCGAGCAUGUCACGAUUCUGCAGGAGAAAUUCACAGAGUUUGCAUCGGAGACUGGGAGCCUGGGGCAGGAGAGGGUCACAGCUGUCAACCAGAUGGUUGAUGAGCUCAUAGAUUAUGGGCAUGGGGAUGCAGCCACAAUCGCUGAAUGGAAGGAUGGAGUGAACGAGGCCUGGGCGGAUCUGCUGGAGCUGAUGGAGACACGGGGACAGAUGCUCGCUGCUUCACACCAGUUACACAAGUUCUUCUCUGACUGCCGAGAGGUUUUAGCACAGAUUGAGGAUAAGCAGCGGAGGUUACCUGAGGUUCGCGCAUGUCAAGGAGGCACUUCAAAUACCAGCACUCUGCAGAGACUUAUGCAGACUUUUGAACAUGAUAUUCAGCUACUUGUUACGCAGAUAAGACAGUUGCAGGAAAGUGCAGCCCAGCUCCGAACAGUUUAUGCCGGGGAGAAAGCAGAAGCCAUUGCCAUGCAGGAACAUGAAGUGAUGCAGGCGUGGAAAGAGCUGCUCGUAUCCUGUGAGGACUGCCGAAUGCAAAUCACCACAGCGACAGACAAGUUACGCUUCUUUGGGAUGGUGCGUGAUCAGCUGAUGUGGAUGGACAGCAUCAUCUGUCAGAUAGGAACUGGGGAGAAACCAAGGUAGGACACAUGCUGGGUUGGCCCAUGCAUUCUUCCCAAGGACGUGUCAUCUGUGGAGGUCCUGAUGAACUAUCACCAGAGCCUCAAGAGUGAGGUGGAAGCUCGAAACAAGAGCGUGCUACAGUGUAUCGAGAUGGGCAAGACUCUACUGGCUGCCCGUAACCCUGCAUCAGAAGAGAUCAAAGAAAAGCUGGAAAAAGUUUUGGCCAAGCAGCAAGAGCUCACUGAGAAAUGGGACAAACACUGGGAAGAGUUGCAGCACAUGUUGGAGGUGCAUCAGUUUGCUCAGGAAGCAGUGGUAGCAGAGGCCUGGCUCACUGCUCAGGAACCCUUCCUAAGUAGUAAUGAACUGGGUGGCAGUGUGGAUGAGGUUGAGCAGCUGAUUCGCAGACACGAAGCCUUUCGCAAAGCUGCGGCCACAUGGGAAGAACGCUUCAGCUCUUUACGCCGUCUUACCACAGUAGAGAAGAUAAAGGCAGAGCAGAGCAAGCUUCCCCCAACUCCCUUGCUGGGACGGAAGGUUUUCUUGGACCCUCAGGACUCUUCUCCUGCUCGCAGUAGCCCUUCCUCCAUCAUUAGACAGACCAUAUAUGAGCAGGGCGAGUCCCGUGUGGAGCGCAUCACCCCUCAGCCCUCUCCCUCUUCCGUGGCCCGAAGACUGGGUUCUACUGUGGCCAACUACUCUCCCAUCAUGAAUGGAGCUGCUACUUAUCGCCUUCAGGAAGCCAGGAAUGCUGGGAUUGUUGGAGUGGCUGCAGGACUGGGCACUUCUAUGGAUCAUAAGGUCACCCAAUUGCGAGCGGAAUUCAAGGCCCAAGUCCCACAGCAGAAGAUCGAACACAUCCAUGAGGCAGUCCACCCCCUACUGGAGAGAGACAGGGAGCGGGAGCGGUAUCAUGAGAACGUAAUGGCAGAGGUGGUGCUCCAGGAGCCAGGCGGAGGAAGGGAACGCCUAAACAGCAUGGUGGGAGGGAGCGGAAGCAGUCGCUCAGAGCUGUUGGUGGAGCAGCAUCCCCCUCCAAGGGAGUCGCGGUUGGAAAGACAACUAUCCACCGAGCAGCUGAUUCAGGCACGCAGGGACGAGCUGCCUCAGGAGGUGUGGAGAGAACGAGCUGGGAGGGCAGAGAGGAGGCUGGAGAGACAGACAUCUAGUGAACAGGAAGGUCAUGAGGUGCGGCGGAGGGACAGACACCGACUGGAGAGACAGGACAGCAGCGAGCAGGAGGCCAAGGAGCAGUCGGACAGACGCUCUGGUGGCGGAAUUGGGACUUGGCCCAUGCAUUCUUCCCAAGUAACUCUCUCUCCUCUCACUGUCAGCUCUUUCCUCAGAGCUCUAAUGGGAUAUGGGCUCUCUGGUGCUUGCAGGGACGUGUCAUCUGUGGAGGUCCUGAUGAACUAUCACCAGAGCCUCAAGAGUGAGGUGGAAGCUCGAAACAAGAGCGUGCUACAGUGUAUCGAGAUGGGCAAGACUCUACUGGCUGCCCGUAACCCUGCAUCAGAAGAGAUCAAAGAAAAGCUGGAAAAAGUUUUGGCCAAGCAGCAAGAGCUCACUGAGAAAUGGGACAAACACUGGGAAGAGUUGCAGCACAUGUUGGAGGUGCAUCAGUUUGCUCAGGAAGCAGUGGUAGCAGAGGCCUGGCUCACUGCUCAGGAACCCUUCCUAAGUAGUAAUGAACUGGGUGGCAGUGUGGAUGAGGUUGAGCAGCUGAUUCGCAGACACGAAGCCUUUCGCAAAGCUGCGGCCACAUGGGAAGAACGCUUCAGCUCUUUACGCCGUCUUACCACAGUAGAGAAGAUAAAGGCAGAGCAGAGCAAGCUUCCCCCAACUCCCUUGCUGGGACGGAAGGUUUUCUUGGACCCUCAGGACUCUUCUCCUGCUCGCAGUAGCCCUUCCUCCAUCAUUAGACAGACCAUAUAUGAGCAGGGCGAGUCCCGUGUGGAGCGCAUCACCCCUCAGCCCUCUCCCUCUUCCGUGGCCCGAAGACUGGGUUCUACUGUGGCCAACUACUCUCCCAUCAUGAAUGGAGCUGCUACUUAUCGCCUUCAGGAAGCCAGGAAUGCUGGGAUUGUUGGAGUGGCUGCAGGACUGGGCACUUCUAUGGAUCAUAAGGUCACCCAAUUGCGAGCGGAAUUCAAGGCCCAAGUCCCACAGCAGAAGAUCGAACACAUCCAUGAGGCAGUCCACCCCCUACUGGAGAGAGACAGGGAGCGGGAGCGGUAUCAUGAGAACGUAAUGGCAGAGGUGGUGCUCCAGGAGCCAGGCGGAGGAAGGGAACGCCUAAACAGCAUGGUGGGAGGGAGCGGAAGCAGUCGCUCAGAGCUGUUGGUGGAGCAGCAUCCCCCUCCAAGGGAGUCGCGGUUGGAAAGACAACUAUCCACCGAGCAGCUGAUUCAGGCACGCAGGGACGAGCUGCCUCAGGAGGUGUGGAGAGAACGAGCUGGGAGGGCAGAGAGGAGGCUGGAGAGACAGACAUCUAGUGAACAGGAAGGUCAUGAGGUGCGGCGGAGGGACAGACACCGACUGGAGAGACAGGACAGCAGCGAGCAGGAGGCCAAGGAGCAGUCGGACAGACGCUCUGGUGGCGGGGACAAAAGGUCGACGCUAGCUGAGAUUGUGGAGCAGCUUCAGGAAAGAGAAGCAGCACAGGCCCGAGGAGAGCUUCCACGUCUACCCAAUGGUUUUCCUGAGAAGACUUCUAGACUGGACCGGCCACGUGCUCGUGACAGACCCAAACCGAGAAGAAGACCCCGACCCAAGGAGCCAGCUGGCGAAACACGGCGCUCAAGGUCUGCGCCAGCCCAGAGCAGCCCACCAGUACCCCAGCCGCCUACCCACAUGGCCCAGCGUGAAGGGUUCCUCUUCCGCAAAAUAGACAUUGAGGGCCAAAAGAAGAGUUCGAACAGGUGGGACUUUGUGGUCUAAAAAUUAGGGGCACAUGGCAUGGAAUUAGCAUGAAAACGGCUAAACCAAAU
This is a messenger RNA of Sinocyclocheilus grahami, 4799 nucleotides long. RefSeq names its product spectrin beta chain, non-erythrocytic 4-like. NCBI's taxonomy places the organism in Eukaryota, Metazoa, Chordata, Actinopteri, Cypriniformes, Cyprinidae. The record is from RefSeq and is a predicted model, not a curated record. Gene Ontology annotation, molecular function: protein binding. The transcript is spliced from 22 exons.